AUGAUAAAAAAAAAAUGGGCCCCCAACGAAAGGGUCAUCAGACCCAUCGUCAGCAAAGGAUACAUAAGUCCAAUCAACAUAAAAAAUGUAAAAGAGUUGAAAGAAGAAUUAAAAGAUAAAAUAUACACAAACAUAUACACAUUUAAUACAUUAUGUGAUGGGAUAUACGUUAGCAGAGGGAUCUAUGCAAUUACGGGGAGGAGAAACUGUGGGAAAAGUAGCCUGUGUACACACAUUUGUGUGAAUCUUUUUUUUAACGACGUGUUGCAUUAUUUCCAUCUGUUUUACUCUGCCUUUUUCGACUUUGUACAAUUUUUGGAAAAAAAAAAUGUUGAAAAUAAAUUUUGCUUUCGGACAGCUAAUCGCUUUCGCCAAGUGGGGACAGAGUUCUCCCUGCGCAACAAAAACUUCGCCGACUUUAAGCAGCUGGUGAGAGCCAUCUACGUCGACCUGGACAACAGCUUCUACAUCGAGAGGUACAAAAACAUGAUCCACGCCUCGCUCGAAAAAAUAAAAAAAUUAAUGAACACGUAUAAGGAAUUCUGCUACGAAAGAAAGUGCUCCCUAUUCCUGUUACUACUAGAGGGAGACACACAACUCAAGCAAGUCCUCUCCCCAUUACGAAAGAAAUAUAACGAAUCAUAUGACCCACUCAUGCACAUAUUUAACCUCCAAUUGGAUAAGUAUCUCAAUAGUAUCACCUUCUCAGAUGUGUACAAAAACUUCCAACUUUUAAAAAUAUUUAAUUUUGGAGAGUUGAUCAACGUUGUUAAUUUUAUUAGCAGUGAGUUGCUAAAGUAUGAACAGUCACGGAACAAAUAUUUCAGUAAGUAUGUACCUUCCGAUUUAGGAGUACUUGUAGUGGAUAAUAUAAAAUACGUAUAUAGGGGUGGGUCCUAUGGGAAGAACAAAUGGGACAAGGAACUAAACGAGUUGCUAAAAAGCUUGUCUAAAUUAUCGAUAGAAAAUAAAGUUCAUGUGCUUGUUAAAUUCAUCAACGAAAAAAAACUUUUCGAGUUUUACUUUCCUGCCAAGGGGAAAAGAAAAGUGAGACGUGCCCACGGGAAGGGGAACCCAAACGGGGAUGGUAAUCUAAACGGGGAAGGUACCCGAAAUGGGAAAGGUAUCCAAAAUGGGGAAGGUACCCGAAAUGGGAGCGUCAUCGUCAAUGGGAGCGUGGUCAGGGACGACAACAGCAACCGCAACCUCGGCAGCGACGGGAACGAAAACUCCUCGUCCAGCGAACAGAGCUUUAACGAGCUGUCGGGCAGUCCCCACGCGGUGGGCGCGGGGUACGCUCACGGGGGGGAUGUGGUCGAUGGUAGCGACCCUGCCGGUGGUAGCGAUCCUGCCGAUGGUAGCGAUCCUGCCGAUGGUAGCGAUCCUUCCGAUGAUAGCAACCAUGACGAUGGUAGCAACCCUGCCGAUGAUAACAACCAUGAUGAUGAUAGCAACCCUGACGAUGAUAACAACCAUGACGAUGGUAGCAACCCUGACGAUGAUAGCGACCCUACCGAUGACGAGGAAGAUGCCAAUCACGCCUUCUUCAAAAAGCGAUACAACCUCAGGUACAUAAAAAUAAAAAGGAAGAAACAAAAACCGGAGUUCUGCUUCUUCGAGAUAAACGAGUUCGGGAUCGAGACCAUGCUGGGAUGA
Messenger RNA from Plasmodium cynomolgi strain B, 1656 nucleotides. RefSeq lists its product as hypothetical. Gene Ontology annotation, cellular component: replication fork; Rad51B-Rad51C-Rad51D-XRCC2 complex; Rad51C-XRCC3 complex. Gene Ontology annotation, molecular function: four-way junction DNA binding; crossover junction DNA endonuclease activity. Bases 1 to 1656 code for a protein of 551 amino acids. Lineage: Eukaryota; Apicomplexa; Aconoidasida; Haemosporida; Plasmodiidae. The transcript has 3 exons. Gene Ontology annotation, biological process: reciprocal meiotic recombination; meiotic DNA recombinase assembly. The record is from RefSeq and is a predicted model, not a curated record.